Papilio xuthus (Asian swallowtail) is the source of this 2129-nucleotide messenger RNA. Its product is annotated as Proteome of centrioles 1. Gene Ontology annotation, cellular component: centriole; ciliary basal body. Gene Ontology annotation, biological process: cilium assembly. Gene Ontology annotation, molecular function: protein binding. The record is from RefSeq and is a predicted model, not a curated record. The transcript is spliced from 7 exons. The coding region runs from base 185 to 1861 and encodes 558 amino acids. Lineage: Eukaryota; Metazoa; Arthropoda; Insecta; Lepidoptera; Papilionidae.
UCAAUGUUGUUAUAUUUUGACAGAAGCCAGAAUUUAAAAAUUGGUGUCUUUUUAAAUUUCCCCAAUUUGCUUUUCCUUUGUUUUGUUAGUAGUUGAUUUUUACGAUUGUUAUCGAAUGUUGCCUUGAAUAUAUGCAAAUAUGUUUAAGAACCGAAAACAGAUUAAGAUUUAUCUUCGCUAGUAAAUGAUAAUAAUAAUGGAUUCUAGUGCCCUUAAACCAACUUUAGAAAAACAACUUAAGGGUCACCAUGGUGGAAUUACAGCUUUAUAUUAUAAUCCUAAUGAUACACAAAUUGCUAGCAGUUCCAUGGACCAUAGUGUUUUGCUAUGGGAUCUGAGUCGGCCCAUGCGCAGUUACAGAUUUCAGGGACAUGAAGAAGCUGUAAUGGAUGUAACAUUCUCUCCAAGAGGAAAGUAUAUGGCAUCAGCAUCCCGUGAUAAGACUAUUAGAUUGUGGGUUCCAACAGUUACGGGCAGUACUGGAGUAUUCAAAGCACACUCCCAAACUGUACGAUCUGUACAGUUUAAUCCUGAUGGCUCACGGAUAUUAACAGCAUCAGAUGAUAAGAUAGUAAAGUUGUGGUCAAGUGAGAAGUAUAAAUUUAUUUCAUCAUUUGUGGGUCACACAAACUGGGUGAGAUGUGCCCGAAUGUCACAUGAUGGGUCUGUGAUAGCUUCAUGUUCUGAUGAUAAGACAACUCGGCUCUGGAGUCCUGAUACUGGGAAGUGUAUACAUGAAUAUAAGGAUCAUAAGGUCUAUGCCACACAUCUAUCAUGGCAUCCAUCUGGUUGUUACAUAGCUAUUGGAUCAUCACAUGGAAAUGUUAUGGUUUAUGAUAUUAGAACUCACAAUCUUGUCCAGUAUUAUAGCAUACACACUGAUGCAGUGACACAGUUGGCUUUUCAUCCUAGUGGGAGUUACAUCUUGACAUCAGGGAAAGAUGGCAAAAUAAAGAUUUUAGAUUUACUUGAAGGACAUCCUAUAUUUACUGUAACUGGACACAAUGGUGCUGUCAAUUCAGUCAACUUUUCAACAAGCGGAAGUGGUUUUGCAUCGGGUGGUGAAGACAAAAUGGUUUUCAUAUGGCGUACUAACUUUACUGAAUUUGCUGAUGAAGGUAAAGAAAAUGAAGAAUGCAAUCAAUCUAAACCAGCACCACAAAGCGCUUCACAAAAAGCAUCAUCCACAAGAAGAACUCAGGGUGCAAGGUUAUGGUACAAAUGCUAUCACAGUUCCAAGUAUCCCAUUGUCAGAUUUGUCCACCUUGAUGAUCCUUCAAAUGUAGAAGAACCUGUAGCCAGCAGUACUUUCUAUGAAGAAACUAAUGAAAACUUACGGAAUGUUUCUGAUCCAAUAAACAUCACAUUUGAAAGAAAUCCAUCUAGAAGUGGCACAAGAAAUGACAUGGAUUCAGAAGUUGGAUCUCCAACAUUUAGUGUUGGCCAUAUAAGUCACAUUCCUCGUACACCUCCAAAUCCUUCUACAUAUAGAGUACCAUCUGUUAUUAAUUGUUCUGCUAGAGGCAAUAAGGAAGAAGAUUUGUUUGGGAUGAUUAAACUCAAGGAGACUGACAUUUGUUAUACAAGUGGAACAAUAGAGUGGGUAGGACGCAAGAGAACAUUUCCCUUAAACUCUGGAUUUAAAGUUAUCAGCGACAGCCACAGUUCUAAAAAUGAAACUUGUGUUAAAAGGGCAAAAACAGAUCCCUUGCCGAGCAAAUUGAAUAAGAUAAAGGAGUGUGAUUGUGCUGAUGUUCUACCUACAGUCAAUGCUAUUGUCGAUCACUUAAAUGCUUUGCAUGAAGCUGUAGACAUAGUUGACUUGAGACUUAAUACCUUAGAAGAAGUAGCUAUUAAUUAGUUGUAAAAAGUAAAAUAAUUGUUUAUGAAAAUAAAUUUAUUAAAUAAUGUACUCUGAAAAAUAUAGUUAAUAUUGAUAACAGUUUUCUUAUUUACAAACAAAGAAUAAAAUCAUGUUAAAACUUGUCACAUAGAACUACAAAGUUAUAAAAUGUUCUUCUUAAUGAGAAGUUUAACUGAAUUACAAUAUUUAUAAAACUUGGUUCACAGCUUGUAACAUUAAUACCUGCCUUGAUUUCCUUAACAUAACUUUGCAAAGAUUUAUCAUU